AUGUUCGGGGCAUUCCGCGUGACCUCGCCGCUGUCGAGCGGUCUGCUCUGGAAGAUUCCCUGGCGGCUGUCAAAGUUUCAGAAGCGGCGCCAGCGCCAGCGCCUCCGGGCCGUUGACGACGUCGUCGCGACGGUGGACGCGGCGCUCGCCAAGAAGGGUGUGACAGUUGCUGCGCUGGAGCGGUGGAAGGACGAAAUGCCGACCGAAGCGGAGAUGCUGCCGCGGGACAAGUACACCAUGUUCGACCGCAAGGAAAAGAAGUACCGCAAGGGCAUCCACAAACUGCCCAAGUGGACGAGAGUUUCACAGAGACUGAACCCGCCCGGUUACUAA
Molecule: messenger RNA, 333 nt
Organism: Colletotrichum navitas
Lineage: Eukaryota; Fungi; Ascomycota; Sordariomycetes; Glomerellales; Glomerellaceae
Product: mitochondrial ribosomal protein L31-domain-containing protein
Exons: 2
Coding region: 1-333 (110 amino acids)
Cellular component (GO): mitochondrial large ribosomal subunit
Molecular function (GO): structural constituent of ribosome
Source: RefSeq, a predicted model, not a curated record